GUCAGUUCGCGCACGCGCCCCGCGCGCGGGGAACUUUUCGGCGUUUGCGGCAAAUGUGACAAAUUUGCUCAGCUGCAUUUUUGUCUGACCUUUGUUGUUUUUUUUUUUUUUUGAGGGGGUGGGGAAGACGACUGCAAGGAGGCAUGUGAGACAAGUUGAGGGAAAAGGAUAACCCUCAAAAAAGAAGAUAGAGAAAAAGAAGAAGAAGAAGAUGGAGCCAGGUGGUCACGUGCUGCUUUGGCGCCUACUUUUCUUCUUUUUGGCGCCUUCGGGACGAGCUGUUGCGCAAUUUUUCCCAGGCGGCUGCGACUUCGAGGACUCGUACGGCAGCUGCGGCUUCGGCGUCUCCCUGGGCGGCGCCGGCUUCACCUGGGAGCAGGACCGCGUCCCCCACGCAGGCGGCGUGAUGGCGGUCAACGCGUCGGGUCGGACGUCGGGUCAGCGCGCGCACCUGGAAAUGCCCAAACUGAAGGAAAACGACACCCACUGCGUCGACUUCCUGUACUCGGUGACCGGGCCGGACGGAGUCAGCCCGGGCGCCCUCAACGUCUACGUCAAGGUGAACGGCGACGCCCAGAGCAACCCGGUGUGGAACGUCAGCGGCGCCGUCACCGACGGCUGGGUCAAGGCCGAGCUCGCCGUCUCCACCUUCUGGCCCAACUCCUACCAGGUCAUAUUUGAAGCGGUCUCAGCCCAGGGCCACGCGGGCGUCAUCGCCGUCGACGACGUUCGAGUUCUGGCUCAUCCCUGCCGAAAGGCGCCUCACUUCCUGCGCCUUCAGAACGUGGAGGUCAACGUGGGUCAGAACGCGUCCUUCCAGUGCACGGCGGGCGGCAAGUGGUCUCAGCGCGACAGACUCUGGCUGCAGCAGCGGAACGGACGCGACACGACGCCGAUGGUGACGCGGGUGGUCAACCACCGGCGCUUCUCGUCCACCGUCAGCGUGGGCGACACGUCGCAGCGCAGCACCAGCCGCUACCGCUGCGUCAUCCGCACCGACGGCGGCUCCGGCGUGUCCAACUACGCCGACCUCAUCGUCAAAGCCCCGCCCACCCCCAUCGCCCCACCUGAGCUCCUGGCCGUGGGCGCCACCUAUCUGUGGAUCAAACCCAACGCCAACAGCAUCAUCGGCGACGGGCCCAUCAUCCUGAAGGAGGUGGAGUACCGCACCACUUCGGGCAACUGGGCCGAGACCCACGUGGUGGACGCGCCCACCUACAAGCUGUGGCACCUGGACCCCGACGUGGAGUACGAGAUCAAGGUGCUGCUGUCCAGACCCGGCGAGGGGGGCACGGGACCUCCGGGACCGCCGCUGGUUACCAGAACCAAAUGCGCAGAUCCCGUCCACGGUCCGCAGAACGUCAACGUGGUGGACGUGCGGGCGCGGCUGCUGACCAUCCAGUGGGAGACGUUCGGCUACGCCGUCACGCGCUGCCACAGCUACAACCUGACGGUGCAGUACCGGUACGUCUUCAACCAGCGCGAGUUUGCGUCCGAGGAGCUGAUCCGGACGUCUUCCCGCUACACCCUGCGGGACCUGCGGCCGUCCGUGGCCGUCAGGUUGCGGCUGGUCCUGGCCAACGCCGAGGGCAGCAAGGAGAGCGAAGAGAUCGUCGAGCAGACCGAGGAGGACGUGCCCGGCGCGGUGCCCACGGAGUCCCUGCGCGACACGCCGUACGACGACAAGAUCUUCCUGCAGUGGAAGGCGCCCAACGAGACCAACGGGGUCAUCACCCAGUACGAGAUUACUUACAAGGGCCUGAGCUCGCUGGACCCCAGCGCCGACCUGACCGCCCAAUGGGGAAAGGUGACCAAGCCCACCAACGAGACCCACCACCUGUUUGUGGCCCUCCACCCGGGCACCACCUACUUCUUCACCCUCAAAGCCUCCACCAGCAAGGGGGCCGGCCCGCCCGUCACCACCCGCGUUACCACCAAGAUAGCAGCCCCCGUGAUGCCCGAGUACGAGUCUGAAGCGCCUCUCAACGAGACCGAGUCCACCAUUACGGUGCUCCUUAAGCCCGCCAAGUCGCGGGGGGCGCCCAUCAGUUCCUACCAGCUGGUGGUCAAGGAGGAGCGCAAGUCCAAAUCCCGUCGGGCCGCCCCCGAGAAGCCCGAGUGCUUCGCGGCGCCGUUCAGCUCCCGCAACGCUUCGGCCUCCGACUCGCCGUACUACAUGGCGGCCGAGCUGCCGCCUUCCAACCUGCCGGCGGCUCAACCUUUCACGGUGGGCGACGACAAGAGCUACGGCGGCUUCUCCAACCCGCCGCUGUCCCCCGCCAAGAGCUACAGCAUCUACUUCCAGGCCCUCAGCAGAGCCAACGGGGAAACCAAAAUCAACUGCGUGCGGCUGGCCAACAAAGGCGCCUCCACGCAGGACUCGGACGCCGUGGAGCCGGAAAAACCCGUGGACGGGACGGUGAAGCUGGCGGGGGUGAUCAGCGGCGUCUUCGUCUUCGUCGUCAUCCUGCUGGGCCUCGUGCUCGCCUUCAAGCGCAGAGAGAUUCACACGUGGAGAACGCUGAGCGUGGGGAAGCUAGCCAAAAAGCAAAAGGAGACGGCGAGCGGCUCCACCCGACAGAGGGAGAUGGUGCCGGUCGACGCGGCCGACAAGAGCGCCGCCAAAGUCAGCACCCUGCGCAAGGACGACCCCUUCUCCGCCUCCGGCCAGGACCUGAACGGAUUCGCCUCCCCCUCUUCCUGCUCCUUCUCCUUGCAGGGAGGCAAAACGCUGCAGAGCAAAUCCCUGCUGAAUUCGUACUACUCAGUGUCCAAAGAGCCGCCGGUACCGGCCACCGCGUCUCUGGAGAGCAGCCAGCCGUCGCUCGCCCAGCCCUCGCUGACGCUGCAGAGCUUCCCGUACGGCGGCCGCGAGUCGGUGGAGCUCGCCUACCAGAGCGGUCGGUUCCAGCCGGCGAUCCGCGUGGCCGACCUCCUGCAGCACAUCACGCAGAUGAAAUGCGGCCAAGGCUACGGCUUCAAGGAGGAAUACGAGGCGCUGGCGGAGGGACAGACUGCGCCCUGGGAAACGGCCAAAAAGGAUGAGAACCGCAACAAGAAUCGCUACGGCAACAUCAUCGCUUACGAUCGCAGCAGAGUGCGGCUGCAGCCGCUGGACGGGGAGCCUCACUCGGACUACAUCAACGCCAACUUCAUUGACGGCUACCACCGGCCCAGACAUUACAUCGCCACGCAAGGUCCGAUGCAGGAGACGGUCCGGGAUUUCUGGAGGAUGGUGUGGCAGGAGAACUCGGCCUCCAUCGUCAUGGUGACCAACCUGGUGGAGGUGGGCAGGGUCAAGUGCGUCCGCUACUGGCCCGACGAGACGGACGUUUACGGCGACGUGAAGGUCACCCUGGUGGAGACGGAGCCGCUGGCCGAGUACGUGGUGCGAACGUUCACCGUGCAGAAGAAGGGUCACCACGAGCUGCGAGAGUUGCGGCAGUUCCAUUUCACCAGCUGGCCCGACCACGGCGUCCCUUGCUACGCCACGGGCCUGCUGGGCUUCAUACGGCAGGUCAAGUUCCUCAACCCGCCCGACGCCGGCCCCAUCGUGGCGCACUGCAGCGCCGGGGCAGGCCGGACGGGCUGCUUCAUCGCCGUGGACGUCAUGCUGGACAUGGCGGAGAACGAGGGCGUGGUGGACAUCUUCAACUGCAUCCGCGAGCUGCGAUCUCAAAGGGUCAACAUGGUCCAGACCGAGGAGCAGUACGUCUUCGUGCACGACGCCAUCCUGGAGGCGUGUCUCUGCGGCAACACCGCCAUCCCCGUGUGCGACUUCCGAGCCAUCUACUACAACAUCAGCAGGCUGGAUCCGCAGACCAACUCCAGUCAGAUUAAAGACGAGUUCCAGACCCUCAAUAUAGUGACCCCUAGGGUGCGUCCGGAGGACUGCAGCGUGGGUCUGCUCCCCCGGAACCACGACAAGAACCGGAGCAUGGACGUCCUCUCGGCUGACCGCUGCCUGCCGUUUCUCAUCUCGGUGGAUGGCGAGAGCUCCAACUACAUCAACGCGGCACUCAUGGACAGCCACAAGCAGCCGGCGGCCUUCAUCGUGACGCAGCACCCGUUGCCCAACACCGUGGGCGACUUCUGGAGGCUGGUCUUUGACUACAACUGCUCCUCCGUCGUCAUGCUCAACGAGAUGGACGCCGCACAGCUGUGCAUGCAGUACUGGCCGGAGAAGAACUCCUGCUGUUACGGUCCCGUCCAGGUGGAGUUCAUAUCGGCCGACAUUGACGACGACAUCAUCAACCGCAUCUUCAGGAUCUGCAACAUGGCCCGGCCCCAGGACGGCUACCGGCUGGUGCAGCACUUCCAGUUCAUUGGCUGGCCGGCCUACAGGGACACGCCCCUUUCCAAGCGUUCCGUCCUGCAGCUGGUACGGCGACUCGCCAAGUGGCAGGAGCAGUACGACGGCGGAGACGGCCGCACGGUGGUGCACUGCCUCACGGGCGGUGGCCGUUCCGGAACCUUCUGCGCCGUGUGCAGCCUCAACGAGAUGAUCCAGCAGCAGAACAUCGUGGACGUGUUUCACACCGUCAAGACGUUGCGCAACAACAAAACCAACAUGGUGGAGACCAUGGAACAGUACAAGUUCUGCUACGAGGUGGCGCUGGAGGCGCUCAGCUCCUUCUGAAGUUUCGCCGACCGUCGGUGGCCGCUCGCCGCCUUGGCUUCCGUCACAUUGAGGGACCCAAAAAAAAAAAACAAAAACGCAGAAGAAGAAGAAGUGGGACGGAUUCUUGUACAGUCGCUUUCAAUGUAGAAUGUCGUCUCCCCCUACAGGCCGCACGUGCGCCGGUGACUCCUUUUGCCCAUCUGCUCGUCCCGCGUGCGUCCGUCCGUCCACGCGGAAUGUGGAGAGCGAAUUCACCGGCCGUGUCGCUUUGGGUCCAAAGGAAAGGACAGUAAUGGCGACGCCGCGGCGUUGCGUUCAAAACGGAUCCCGGGAGUCGCCUUGCCGUCGGGCGGGGUUUGAAGUCCACGCGUGAAUUUGCGACUUCACGGUGACACGCUGACGACUUUUUCCUGGUUCCCGACCGGGCGCGGGGAACGGACCGAUGCUCGGUCGGAGGUUGGAAGUCCACAUUUGAAUUUGCUUUGUGUCCAAAGUAGUCGAAUGAAAGCACGUCAUUGCGGAGAUCCUCCACGCGAAAGCCGUCACUCGCCGACCGGCUGACUUUUUUUCUUUUUCUGUCGGCGUGUCAGGGGAGGGCAGAGCGGAAGAGAUUUGAAGGCCAACUCUAAAUUUGCUCGGUGUCCAAACGGAACAAGGUCACGUAUCUGAUGUGACUGUGGGAAUGCGCGAAGCUUUCUGCCGUUUCGCCUCUCCGAGGCAGCGUCGGACCGAGCUCGCAAAGAGUCCAAUCGGCGCCGUUUUCGUCCGUGUUGUGGAGCCCUUUCACCACAAGUGGUACAAAUUGGCCAGACGUCUGGCAUCUGUCGGCGGCCCGCGUUUGACGAGCCAAAGUUGCGCACCCAAAUGUCAUUUGGAAAUUCAGCCCAAGCGAAGCCGCAAGCAGAACCAGAAAGACGUCUCGAGAAGCUCGAGCUGGUCAAAGAAACUGACACCCGCUGACGGAAGCAAACGUUCUUGGGUCAAUUGGAUCGUUUCCAGCGUAUCUUCGAAGAUAAAAGAUAGCGUGAACACGACGACUUCACUACCACCGAGAGACCCACGAGAAAAGGCUCAAGAAUGCACGUCGACAAAAAAAGUCAAGUCGCCAUUUUCGCUGAAAUAUCUUAUUUCAAACUCAUUUUGGCCAGAUUUGUUUUAGUUUCAAAUUCAGUACGUGACGGUCGUGUCACUCAGCAACAUCAAAUGUGGUCCACCGAAAUUCUCAAGGAGCCGUUUCUGAAAAGACACCAAAAAAAAAAAAAAAAAAAAAUCAGCUCUUUGGGUUUGAAGCAGCCAUUUUGGGCUCAUCAAAGUUUCAAGAAGCCAUUUCUGAAGGGACAGGAAGUCGGCUCUUUGGCUCUGAAGCGGACAUUUUACGAUCAUGACAAUCGCCUCCGAGACAUUUGAUCUGAUUGGCUGAAGAGUUCACCGGCGCCCCCUAUGGCAGAAAAAUGUUUUUUUUUUGUUUUUCAUUUUUGCCUUCUUAAGACGGCGCAUUUGACGGGCUGGCUGCACUUAGCUGUACGCAACUGGCGUCUGGUGACAAAACGGCGCCGGCGGCGCAAUUUUUGGACGUUAUUUUGUCAUCUCUGUGAUAUUUUUUUUUGGGGGGGGGGGGUUGAAGAUAUUGAACAUCGUCUUGAUUUGUGAGUGUGUGUGUGCAGCAUGUGGCCGCGCGUUUGUAUGCUUUAUUUAUUUGAUUUAUUGCUGUGUUUGCUCCUCAAGUGGACGACCCGUGUCCAUUUUUUUGUUUGAUCCUCCAAAGGCAACGCGUUCAUUAUUGAUUAUGAAAAGAUUUUUUUUUCCCCCCCCUCAAGUGUUUGAACUGCUUUUCUUUGAUGUCUUUUAUUUUAUUUUGGGCUGGCAAGCAAGUCAGGCUUUCAAGUGCGGCACUCAAACCAACUUGAUGUUUUGUGUUUUGUUUGGGGAUAUUUGUUGUUGUUUGUUUUUUUUUAAUAGCAUUUGUUUUGCCUCAUUAAAAAAAUCAUUUGUGCAGCAAUUGUUUGAUCGCUGGAAAAUGUGCUUAAGACAUCAAAUAAU
Syngnathoides biaculeatus (alligator pipefish) is the source of this 6661-nucleotide messenger RNA. RefSeq names its product protein tyrosine phosphatase receptor type T (gene ptprt). Gene Ontology annotation, biological process: protein dephosphorylation. Gene Ontology annotation, molecular function: protein binding; protein tyrosine phosphatase activity. The record is from RefSeq and is a predicted model, not a curated record. Lineage: Eukaryota; Metazoa; Chordata; Actinopteri; Syngnathiformes; Syngnathidae. The transcript is spliced from 36 exons. Gene Ontology annotation, cellular component: membrane. Bases 212 to 4639 code for a protein of 1475 amino acids.